This is a messenger RNA of Fonsecaea nubica, 1302 nucleotides long. RefSeq lists its product as hypothetical. The transcript is spliced from 2 exons. Gene Ontology annotation, cellular component: cytosol. Gene Ontology annotation, biological process: dehydro-D-arabinono-1,4-lactone biosynthetic process. The coding region runs from base 1 to 1302 and encodes 433 amino acids. Lineage: Eukaryota; Fungi; Ascomycota; Eurotiomycetes; Chaetothyriales; Herpotrichiellaceae. Gene Ontology annotation, molecular function: D-arabinose 1-dehydrogenase [NAD(P)+] activity. The record is from RefSeq and is a predicted model, not a curated record.
AUGCCUAGGUCUCAAUCGCCACUGUCCAACUCACUCCCUCCUCUCGUCUUCGGGACCGCCACCUUCAACUAUCAGUACAAUGUUGAUCCAUACGCCCUGGGUCCCACUUCUCUUGUCCAGAAAGCUCUCGCCCAAGGAGUCCAUGCUUUUGACACCUCUCCUUACUACGGACCGGCCGAAGAGAUCCUCGGGACUGCUCUGGACAGCGACCUAGUCCGACAACACUAUCCGCGAGAUCAGUAUUUUAUCCUUACAAAGGUUGGCCGCGUUGCCGCCGAUGCUUUCGACUAUUCCCCGUCAUGGGUCCGACAGAGCGUCCAAAGAAGUUGUAGUCGUCUGAGGACUGACUACCUCGAUGUGGUCUAUUGCCAUGAUUGCGAGUUCGUCUCACCAGAGGAAGUCCUCGGCGCCAUCAGGGAGCUCCGCCGGAUACGGGACGAAGAAGGCACCGUGCAUUACGUUGGUAUCUCUGGCUAUCCUGUGCUGGUUCUUUGCGAGCUGGCUGAAAUGAUUUUGCGAGAGACUGGAGAACCACUGGAUAUUGUUCAAUCGUACGCAAACUUCACCCUUCAGAAUACCCGGCUGCUUUCGGACGGUCUUGAGCGCCUGGUGAACGCUGGUGUGGAUGUUGUGACAAAUGCCAGCCCUCUAGGAAUGGGCCUGUUAAGAUCAACAGGUCCUCCUGUGGGCGCUAUGGGUAAUUGGCAUCCUGCUCCGGACGGCCUCCGACAAGCCUGCAUCAAUGCCGGAAAAUGGGCAGAGUCCAGAGGAGAAAAGCUCGAAGUUGUCGCGGUCAGAUUCGCUCUCGAGAACUGGCUCCGGGAAGGCGCCAAAGUUGGAUCCUUGGGUAACCCACUUGGAAACACAGACACGUCUUAUGGCCAUGCUUUUAGCCUGCCUCAGGAGAGAGUAGGCGUCAGUGUCAUGGGUGUCAGUAGGGUGGAGGAGCUCGACGAGACGAUGCGAGUGUGGAGAAGCGUUCUCGAUGGACUGGCUGACGACCUCGAUGCGGAACCCGGCACCAUUACUCCCUGCGACUCGGUCACUGAUCACGAAUGGUCUCUAGCACGUCGACAAACCAUCCGCGAACUUGCCAAGGGAAUUCGAGGGGUUAUCGGAUCCGAAUGGGUUGACUAUGUCUGGGAGUCCCCUGAUCCAGGCUUCAUUAAUCGACGAGAGAGGAAGGAUGAUGUCGUGGUGAAUGAGGUCGAAGUGCCUGUUGCUGUCGACACAACGAUGCUGACACCUCCCUCCGAAGCCGACGAUAAUGGAGUACCAACGGACGUCCCCCCAAUGCCCUGA